AAACACAACUGAAAAUACAGUUGUAUUCAGUUAUACCUUUGCAAAAGCAGUAGCUACAGUAAAGAUGGAAACAACAAACGCACCAACAACAGCAUUAGCAAAGCUUUUUACAAACUAUUUGAAUGAAGACAACAUUUGUGAGGAUGGUAAUUCAUGGAAGAAGAAUACUUAUCAUAAUAACCAAUUCUACUGGAAUAAGUUUGUUUGGCACAAUGUACCUGAUUUUCAUUCCAAUGGCCCUUACACAGAGAAUAGAUUAAAAUCUACAAAGGAAAGAGUUAAAGAUGCUGUCGAGUUGAAUUGUAAAGAAGAAAAAGAACUGGUCGUGUAUAUUGGUAACGUUAAAGAAUGGCGAGAAAGUAUACGAGAAAAGAUUGAAAUCCUGAUCAAGCUGUGUAAAUUGUUUUUAAAGUCAAUGCAAAGGAUAUUUAAAAAUCUCUUAAACGCGCACGUACCAAAACUAAUCCAGCACAGAAUUAAGCAUUUGUUGUUUUUUGUAAGAGAUGAGGUUGGAGAAUUAACAUGGCGAGAUGUAUUAAUAUUUGGUUUGAUGUUGUUUAUGAUUAUCAGUAGCAGCAAGAGCGCACAAAGACAAUACAAAGAAAUAGCAGAUGACAUAGUUAAAGAUGUAGACAGAAUAUCUUUGGGUUUAUAUGCUGCUAAUGAACGACAGAAUGACCAGUUGAAAUAUAUAGGAGACAAAUAUAAACAACAAACAAAAAGAUCUAGCAACCUGAAGUAUGCGCAGUUGGACAAAGUAACAUCAGUUACCAAGCAAGCUUUGAAACUGAGCAAAAUAAGAAGACCGCCAAUGAUGCCAAACUAUCAGUUUUAUUCUCGAUAUUAUGCUCCACCUAAUGUUAACAAGAAUGAAAUGUUCGAUAGUUUCGACAGCUAUUGCAAAAAUGCUGCAGGUAAUGCCCAACCAAACUCCUGCUAAAUAUAGAACGUGUAGAUGUCAGGUCAGAUGGUUUUCAUCUGCUAUUGUUAACGAGUAAACAGUACAACCUGCUUCUGGAGAACUACUAACUCUUCUAAAAUAUAAAAUUAAAAGAGUAUGGGAUAAAAAUAUAAAUAAUAAAAUAUCAAAAUAG
Molecule: messenger RNA, 1094 nt
Organism: Hydractinia symbiolongicarpus
Lineage: Eukaryota; Metazoa; Cnidaria; Hydrozoa; Anthoathecata; Hydractiniidae
Exons: 7
Coding region: 65-940 (291 amino acids)
Source: RefSeq, a predicted model, not a curated record